CUCAAUCGCAUCUCGCACACAACAACCAACCCAUCGCAAGCCCAUCCAUCCUCAUGGCAGACUUCCAAGCUCUAGGCCAGCAGUUCUGCACAUUCUACUACAACACUUUUGACAGUGACAGAAGUCAACUUGCCAACCUCUACCGCGCCCAGUCAAUGCUCACUUUUGAGAAUGCUCAAGUGCAGGGCGCUACUAGUAUCGCGGAAAAGCUAGUGUCUCUGCCCUUUCAAAAAGUCCGACACAAUGUCACGACACUCGAUGCACAGCCCUCAAGUCCUUCCGAUGGCGGCGUCUUGGUCAUGGUCACGGGAGAAUUACUCAUUGAUGAAGAGACAAAUCCACAGCGAUACAGCCAAGUGUUCCAUUUGAUGCCCGAAGGCGGUUCCUUCUACGUCUUUAACGACAUUUUCCGUCUCAACGUGGGAUAGGCUUUUGACUUGGCUCUCCUGUAGCCAUCGUC
Molecule: messenger RNA, 460 nt
Organism: Protomyces lactucae-debilis
Lineage: Eukaryota; Fungi; Ascomycota; Taphrinomycetes; Taphrinales; Protomycetaceae
Product: nuclear transport factor 2
Exons: 5
Coding region: 54-428 (124 amino acids)
Biological process (GO): protein import into nucleus
Cellular component (GO): nuclear pore central transport channel
Source: RefSeq, a predicted model, not a curated record